Zeugodacus cucurbitae (melon fly) is the source of this 5319-nucleotide messenger RNA. It is a transcript of the gene koi, whose product is annotated as klaroid protein. NCBI's taxonomy places the organism in Eukaryota, Metazoa, Arthropoda, Insecta, Diptera, Tephritidae. Bases 408 to 3563 code for a protein of 1051 amino acids. Gene Ontology annotation, cellular component: meiotic nuclear membrane microtubule tethering complex; nuclear envelope. Gene Ontology annotation, biological process: nuclear envelope organization. The transcript has 8 exons. The record is from RefSeq and is a predicted model, not a curated record. Gene Ontology annotation, molecular function: protein-membrane adaptor activity.
AUAUGUGUGUUUGUUAAACUGCUGUCAAUGCUGAACGUAGCGGUGCAGUGGCAGAAUUCUUCAAGUACGCGAGCGACGUGUGCCAAUCGUUAUAAAAAAGCAAAAAAGUGGCAAAGGUUGGAAUAAAUGCUGCCGGUGUAAAAACGCAAAAUUGUGAAAGUGUAUUUCUUCAUUAUUUUAUCAAAUAUUAUGAUUAAAGAUCAAACGUUGGGAUUUCCACUGCGCAACGUUUUUAAAUAUAUUGGGGUUCUGAUUUUCCGCUCAAUUAUGGUUUUUACUUAAAUUAGAGAUAAGAUGUUCUAAACACAGGCAGAGUAAACUCAAUAGAGGCAAUAUAAUAAAAAUCAAUGACAAAGCUGCUACACAGUUGGUUGACCUUUCUUUAAAGUGCAUAAGCUACCAAUAUAAUGGAUGAUUAUCAAAUAAUAACGCGUCGACGUUCACGUUCAAAAACGCCUUUCCUACGUUCCACUUGCGACCACGAAAACUGUGAACACGCUGGCGAGGAGGGUCAUACACAUCAUCACGGAGAGAAAUUGAAGGUGCCCAGUGUACAAACUAUUGUGGAGGAAACCGUUGAGGUGGCAUCAUCUAUUUCACCAACAAAACAAAUACAAAAGGCCAAAACAUCCGAUUACUCCAGCGAAGAUACAAGCCCGGAGAGUAAAUCCAAAAAGACCUCAAUGUAUAUCGACGAAGAGUCUUCACAGAAAUCCAAACAAAUGUCGUCGUCAAUGAAUAGAAGCUCCACCACAACAACCAGCACUACGGUGGUUACGAAACGUAAACGUGUGGCCGCCUCAACACCAAAGGGCAUUGAAAGCUAUUUACCAGAAAGUUUUGCCGCACAAUUCACCGGUGGCACUGCUGCGCACAGUUUUAAGGAAAUCACACAGAAUGCGCUCAAUACAGAAUCUGAGCGUUCACAGCGAAGGAUGGACGCCAGCGGCAGCAACAAUAGCAGCUUCAAUAAAUCAUAUAGCAAUAUUUUGAACAGUUCAAAUGGCGAUCUUAGCGAUCAUAUUGCAUACCUGGAAUACAAACGUGCCGGGGAGUAUUGGAACACCACACCGAAAACGGAUUAUACCUACUCGAAGCAUUCGUCGUUUCGACGAGAAUUGGCGCCCGGCAUUGUUGCCAUGCCGAAUAUGUCGCGUUCCGGCCUGCGAACGCAUAGUGAACGCAUCAACUACAUGACCAAACAGCUCAUCUAUGAUUCGGGUGAUGAAAUUGAUUACCAACUUGAUGAUUACCGCAAGCGUCAGUACAAUAAAUAUAUGCAAGCACAACAACAAUCCUGGUAUAUGCGCAUCAUUACAACCAUUGUGACCACAAUCACCAGCGCAUGGUCAGCAGUGGCUGGUGGUGGUGGUGGAGUUGGUGAAGGUGUUGGUGUAGCUACCGGUUAUGACAGUUCAUUAUACAGAACAAAGUACGGGCAGGAGGAACGAGGUUUCUUUGGCACCAUCGCGCAUGGCAUAUCAUCGUCCAUAUCACAACUGUUUCGUUAUGUUUACAUACUGAUUUCAUCUUUACUUUGCUUGGAUACUUGGCUCUUGCAAUCGUCUAAUGCCGAUUCUAAAGGCAGAAAACGUUUUCUCCUUCUACUGUUGAUCUUAUUGCCAUUGUUAUUGUUGGGUGCAUGGUGGUUACUUGACCAGGAAGAUCGCGCAUAUUACUUACAACGUACACAGGCUCUGGUGCCCUUUUCACUACUUGCUAGCUGGCAAAGUGCCUUGUAUAGCAGUGGCAACUCCAUCACAGGCUACAUCCAACAACUGCCCGACAAUGUUAAGAGCUCCUUCAACCAUUACUACGCCAGCUAUGUGGCUGGCGGCAGUGCCGCAGGUAGUGGUGACAGCGAUUCACACCUACAUAUACACAACAUAGAGCAGCGUCUGCAAAAAGCGCUCACCGCAGAAGAAUAUGAGAAUAUAUUGAACCAUGUGAACAGUUAUGUGCAGGAAUUGAUCGACUUGAAGUUGACGAAACAGCAACGUGAGCGGACGGAGCGCGCUGCUCAGCUGAGUACGGCGCAGCUGCAAAAGAUUGCAGACUUAGUGCUCGAGAGCCUUGCACAGGACAAACUAAAGUCGGGAAGUGCCGGCGCAAAGUUGGGUGAGUUGAGUGAGGCAGAGGUGCUUCAGCUGGCCGAGUUGGUGCGUAUACAGUUGGAGGCAAGUGGUUGGGCGGAGCGACCGGUGCCGCUAUCCAGUGAAAAUCUGGGAGAAAUCAAACGGCUGAUAACCGAACACAUGGAACUGCAUGAGCACAAACAUUAUACGUUGCUUUUGGAACGCAUCGAUUUGGACACCUUGUUGUUGCGUAUUUUAGGCGCACCACAGUUGGCGAAGUUUGUGGAUGCCCGUAUCGCUUUGGCGCUGGCGGAAAAGCAAUUGCAGAGUGUCGCGGCAGAAAAAUCACAAGAGGGUUCCGGUCACAGUGCCGCAUACAGUGAGCAGCAACGGCUUAUCAAUGAGCUGAAUAACGAGAUUGCUUUCAUCAAGCUCGCACUCUCCGACAAGUUAACCGAAAAUGAAGGGUUGCAUCAAUCCAUCACAAAGUUGAGAGUGACACAAGACGAUCUACUCAAGCGCAUGCAGGAGCACGAGCUGGCCACCGAUCAACGCUUUAGUGGCUUGUUAACCGAGAUAGAAAGCAAACUGGCCGCGCUCAAAGACCAGCCGUUCAAGUUGCUCAAUCAACAAAUCAAGCUGUCGCUGGUGGAAAUGCUAGGUUUCAAAGAGACCAGACCAAAUGGCGCACACUUGGAGGAUAUCGAUUUGCAAAAUUGGGUACGUAGUAUGUUUGUUGCGAAAGACUAUCUCGAAGAGCGUUUGUUGGCGCUCAACGAGGGCACCGACAAUAAGAUACGUGACGAGAUCGAUCGAUCGGGCAUGCUGUUGAUGCGUGAUAUUAAUGAGCGGCUGAAGAGCGUAACAGCGUUAAAGGAACAAAUCAAUACAGCAUUGUCAGAGGAGGAGGUACACAAGAUUGUCAAAUCGGUGCUGAACAUUUAUGAUGCCGACAAAACGGGUUUGGUGGACUUUGCGCUAGAGUCUGCAGGCGGACAGAUACUCUCUACGCGGUGCACGGAGAACUAUCAGACCAAAUCUGCGCAAAUUUCCAUAUUCGGCAUACCACUGUGGUAUCCCACCAAUACGCCCCGCAUAGCUAUUUCGCCACAGGUACAACCUGGUGAAUGCUGGGCAUUUCAAGGUUUUCCGGGAUUCUUGGUUUUAAAACUCAACUCUAUGGUUUAUGUAACCGGUUUCACGUUGGAGCAUAUACCGCGUUCGCUUUCACCAAACGGACGCAUUGAUUCGGCGCCGAGAAAUUUCACUGUUUGGGGUCUCGAACAUGAAAAGGACUAUGAGCCAGUGCUUUUCGGUGAGUAUGAGUAUGUGGAUAAUGAUGCCUCCUUGCAAUAUUUUCCCGUAAAAAACACGAACAUCAAGCGGCCAUAUGAAAUUGUGGAGUUGCGCAUCGAAUCGAAUCACGGGCAUGCGCAGUACACGUGUCUAUAUCGCUUCCGUGUGCACGGUAAACCGCCAGGAGCGUAAAUCGCAUGCCAUAAAAUAACACAAACAUAUAUAACAUAUAUAUAUAUAUAUAUAUAUAAUAUGCAUAGAGUUUAUUGUAAAAAAAAACAGUUUAAUUCUUAAGUUAGUAGUGUAAUUUAGUAUAGCGGUACUUACAAUUGCAAACUAUUGAAUGUAAACUUUGUGCCUUAAAUAAUUCAAAACAGAAAAUGGAAGUGAAAACACUAUUCGAGAGCGCAUAGUUGCAGAGUUUGGAAUUGGAGGCCUUAGCAUAACCUCAAAAACCUACUAACAUAAACUUAUGUUACUAACAGUCAAUACAUACAUAAAGAUAUAUUUAGUAAUGAAACAUUAUUUGUAAAUACAAAGAAAAACUAAUAAAUGCUGCCACAGUGAAGAAUAUACCCAUAUACAUACAUACAUAUAUUUUAAGUAGUAAGCAGGGACUAAGCGUAUAAAAAUAUAUAUGUAUAUGUUAGCAUGUAGUCUUUUAUAAGUGUAAGUGAAAUGGUUUCCUAUGUUAGCAUCUAACUUGAAGUGCUUUCACAAAUAAGAGGCAAAAUAGUGUUAGUUCUUAGAUAUUAUAUGCAAUUUAGUCUUAAUUGAUUACAUUAUUUUAUAGUGACAUACUAGUGCUAGCUCUAAGUUAAGCUAAGUUAUAUUAUGUGUAUGUAUUUAUUUAUUUAUUUGUAGCGCUUUAGUUUAAGCUAAGUUAGUCAUAUGUAGUACACACUAAACUAACACAUCUUAAAAUAAGAAAAAAUUCUUGCGUUAAAUAACUACUCUAUUAACACAAUGCUUGCCAAUGAUUACUAAUUAUACUUUACUUAAAUUACAUUUAGUACUUAUGUGCUAAUUAACCGAAUAAUUAUUUGUUAGCAACUCAAAAUACAUAUAUCUAUAUAUAUAUAUAUUUGUUGGAAACUCUGCUUGGCCGGGUAUAUUAUUUCUAAGUUUUUACAACUACAAUUGACAUGACUUAAUUAUGAUUUUGUAUAUAUACUUUUAUGCUAGAUUUGUCGCUAACUAAAGGCAUAUUGCUAUAUGAUAAGAUAUGUCAACAAAUUUGCGUCCCAAAAUAACACUGAAAUCAUACAUUGAAUUUACAACAAACUAACUGGUAAUUAUAAUUAUGCAGUUCUAAUACUAAAAUAGAUAAUUUCGUACUUUUAUACCAGACAAUAAAAACAGCACUCAUUUAGAUAUGUUUUUUGAAUUAUUUGCACUUUACUAUGGUGAUAAAAAGUAAAUGACAAUUUUCUGUCCAAAUUUUAUUUGAAAAUAUGCACCAAUUCAUUAUUAGUUUCUAUAUUUCUAAAUAAAGUAUGUACGUGUAUAAAAAUAUGUUCAUACACUUUAAGUAGGGAUUACACUAACUUAAGCAACACGUACACUUUUUCUAUACAAUUUUUAUGUUUAAAUCUAAAAUAAAUUUCCCUAAAAUCUCUACUAACUGCUACCAUAUACUUCUACUAAUUUUCCCUAACAUUUACAUAAAUUGCAAUCCAUGUAGCCAUGCAUAAGUGUGAUCUAACAACUUUUUUCAAAGAAAUUUUCACAAAGAGAGUCCAAAAAUAUUAAAUUUUGUUCUAAACACCCAACGGUUUUAAGGUACAAGUAAAUUAAAAAAAUGAAAGUUUUAAGAAAAUAUCAUAAGAUAAUUUUUAUUUGAUUUGUGUGUAUUAUAAUGUAUGUAUAAGUUUGGAAGUUUAGAUGUUUCUAGUAUUUAUGUUACUUGAAAAAUGUUCAAAAUAAAAUAUAUAUUAAAAUAAAAAUA